AUGCCUGUCUGGCUUUCGUAUCCGUCGUCACGCAAGGACAGCGGUGAGACUGCUGUGAAGCACUGUUUGUUCUACUUGAUUCCCGGAAACCCGGGCUUCAUUGAGUAUUAUGCAACCUUCCUCUCGGCCCUGCGAGGUCUUCUCGACGAGAUUGAGGACAAGAGUAGCAUCCGGUUCACCAUCCUGGGCCGAAAUCUGCUCGGGUUUGAUGAUGGUGACAAUGGCGACGAUGGCAGCGGCUCGUACGGCCUCCGUCCAUUUGAUCUGGACACGCAGAUCCAGGCAGCCAUGGACGCCAUAGCGGCCGCCCGGAUUGACACCAACCACGGGCCACGACAUGGCGAGCCGUUCGACGAGGUGUUCCUUUCUGGCCACUCUGUCGGGAGCUACAUCGCGCUCGAGGUGUUUCGUCGGCACCAAGAGCUGAUGAAGCAGCCUACGACUUCUGCAGCCACGGGCGUCUCGCAUCUCCGGCUGCGUGCCGGCUUUCUGUUGUUUGCCACUCUGACCCAUCUAGCGAAAUCGCCGAGCGGCCGAAAUUUGGAGCGGCUGCUGAACACACCGCUCCUUGGUCCAUGCGCACCGUGGCUGGCAGAGAGAUUUCUCGCAUGCUGGCCGACAUGGGCGCUGGGCUGGAUCGUGGGAAGCGUCCUCCAAUUUCCGCCUCAUGCAGCCAGCGUCACCACCCGGUUCCUCAGCAGCUAUGGCGGUGUCCGACAGGCACUGUAUCUGGGAGGCGACGAGCUGGUAAACAUUGGCGAGGAUGAGUGGGCAGACGAGGUGUGGGAGCUGGCCCAAGACAGCGGCACGGGGAGAGACACAGAAAAGCAGCCGACGCCCAAGUUUGUCAUUUUGUUCGGCCAGAACGACCACUGGGUUGCCAACGAGUAUCGAGAUCGGUUCAUUGCCCGCCGCGCAGAACAUGCUUUGCGUGACGAGCCGCUGCAUAAAAGGGGCAGAGCACAGAUCGUAAUGGAUGAAAAGGGGCUGCCACACGCAUUUUGUCUUCGCCAUGGAGAAGAGGUGGCAGAAAUGGUCAGGAGUUGGAUAUCUGACAUUAUCGAGGAUUUUUGA
Grosmannia clavigera kw1407 is the source of this 1074-nucleotide messenger RNA. RefSeq lists its product as uncharacterized. Gene Ontology annotation, molecular function: lipase activity. The transcript has 2 exons. Lineage: Eukaryota; Fungi; Ascomycota; Sordariomycetes; Ophiostomatales; Ophiostomataceae. The record is from RefSeq and is a predicted model, not a curated record. Gene Ontology annotation, cellular component: lipid droplet. Bases 1 to 1074 code for a protein of 357 amino acids. Gene Ontology annotation, biological process: lipid storage.